Molecule: messenger RNA, 1323 nt
Organism: Chenopodium quinoa (quinoa)
Lineage: Eukaryota; Viridiplantae; Streptophyta; Magnoliopsida; Caryophyllales; Amaranthaceae
Exons: 7
Coding region: 244-993 (249 amino acids)
Molecular function (GO): nucleic acid binding
Source: RefSeq, a predicted model, not a curated record
AUAUUCUUAUACAUCAAUAUUCGACUUCAACUUUCGUGUAACACAGAAAAGCAUAAUCUAACAUCUACCAUUCUCAAUUUCUACCUCAUAAAUUUCUGCUUGUCGUGCAAUUUUUUCUUCACACCUCUAUUUCUUCAUUCAUCUUCAGCUACCAUAUUUUCCCCCUUUCUCAAAAUUCACGAACCCUAAUUUACGACAUACUAAAAUCAGGGACAAGUUCUUCUCAAUUUCUUCGUUUUAAUCAUGGCUACCUCUGACAUUUUCCAGAAAGACAAAGAUUUGCUUCUUUAUACCUCCAUUUUCGGAGAUGAUGAAGGAGAUACAGUAAAAUCUCGGGGCGCUUUGAUUGAGAAGAAGAUCGAAAUGCUCGAGGGCUUAGCUUCCAAUGUUGGCAAUCGACGGUCACGAAGAUUAUUGAAUGACCGACUUCUAAUGGAGCUUGUCCCUCGUCUCAAUGCUGAAGAAAUUAGGGGAUUAUUUGCUCCACCACCCUGGGGUGAGGAGGUUCCAUUAUCAUCAUUUUGCAUGGCAAAUGUGGGGGAUUGGGACAAAGUUAGGAACACAGACAUGGAUAAAGAGGCUAACUUGUUGAAGGCCAUAAGACCAAUUUCUCAGAAGCGUAACAGCCCCAUCGACGCUGAUAAAAUGGCAGUCAUGAAUGCAUGGCAUAGAAUUGAUUGUCGAACUAGGGAAGCUUUUCGACGUAGCUACCUACCAGAACUCGUUGAGGGCUAUGAGAAUCGCAUACGCUCAUUUAUUGGGAAUGACAAUGGUUCAGAAGAUCUGUUGUUUCAAGUCCAAGAUCCGUUCCACAGGUUGUUGCUUCAUGGUGUGUGUGAGUUCUAUGAUUUGAUAUCAGUUACAGAGACACAAAGUAGAGGCUCAAAAGCGGUGAAGACCACAAAGAUAAAGAAGAAAAAAUCAGGUUCAUUGGAGAUACCUAGCCUUACACUGUCCCAUUUCCUGAAAAUGUCCAAAGAAGGGAUUUGGUGACCCUGUGGGAGGCAAAAUUUGUUGUAAGUUGCAGAACUGGUUGCAAUUUCUGGAUAUGUGAACUCUGUUGCUUAGUCGGAAACUCUCUUAUAUUUCUGACUGUCAAUUUAUUUCAAGGAUGUUAGGGAAUGGCUGUAUGUGUAAAUAAGUGUCAAUUUAUUUUCAGUCAUUAAUAAUUUACUUUUAAAAAAUAACAUCUUUAGUGGUUAAGAGUUUUAAGACUUGUAAACAUCAAGCCACACGAUCAAAAUUUGUACAAAGCGUGUUCUAAUUUUUUAUUGUUCAUGAUUGACAAGAAAUAAAACUCCUAAAGGGGAAGUUUCUGUGUUA